AUGCAAGUGAAGUCUUCCAUCGCUCUUGCUCUCACUGCAGUGGCUCCCGCAGUCUUGGCCGCAGGGAACUCCACCGCCAGCGUCGCCUCCGGGUGCAGCAUCGGGGCCAAGGCCACCGCUACCUCCCAGGCCGACCUGGACAAGCUGGCUGGGUGUCCCGUGAUCGUCGGUAACUUAACCAUCACGGGUGACUUGGGGUCCGCCGCUCUCGCGAACGUCGAGGAGAUCGACGGGUCGUUGACCAUCAAGAACGCCACGUCGCUGUCCAACUUCGCCGCCGACAAAGUCAAGAAGAUCACGGGUUCCCUGUCCAUGCAGGACUUGACCAUCUUGACGGGGGCCUCCUUCGGGUCCUUGGAGGAAGUCGACACCAUCAGCAUGGUCACCCUGCCAGCAAUCUCGACUUUCGGGUCCAACAUCCAGAGUGCUAACAAUAUUCUGAUCUCAGACACCUCUCUGGAGACCGUCGACGGGUUCGCUACUUUGAAGAAAGUCAGCGAGUUGAACAUCAACAACAACAGGUACUUGACCUCCUUCGAUUCCUCGCUAGAGACCGUCGCCAGCUCUUUGCAGUUCUCGUUCAACGGUGAAGCAGCUCAAGUCGCCUUCAACCAGCUGCUAUGGGCAAACAACAUCACCUUGAGAGACGUGCAAAGCGCUUCCUUCUCCAAGUUGCAAACCGUCAACGCCUCCCUCGGGUUCAUCAACAACUCGAUCUCCAACUUGACUCUGUCCAAAUUGACUAAAGUCGGCCAGACUUUCUUCCUGACCUCCAACGACCAAUUGACCACCGUCAAGGCAUCAAACUUGACCUCCAUCGGUGGUGGUUUCGUCAUCGCUAACAACACCAAGUUGAGAAACAUCGACGGUUUCAAAGAAGUGGCUACCGUUGGCGGUGCCAUCAUCGUCACGGGUAACUACACAGAAUUGGACUUGCCAGCUUUGAAAUCUGUCAGAGGUGACGCCACUUUCCAAACCUCCUCAGGUAACUUCAGCUGUGACCCAUUCAAAAAACUACAGAGCAAGGGUGCUAUCCAGGGUGACUCCUUCUCUUGUAAGAACGGCGCCAAGUCUUCCUCCAUCUCCUCAAAGAGCUCCGUUGUGUCCUCCUCUACCAAGACAUCCUCUUCAAGCAAGAGCUCCGCCUCCGAUAGUGCUUCCACUUCCGCUGCCAACGCAGCUGCCUCUGUCAGUGGUGUGUCCUCCAGCUCGUCAGCCUCCAAGAAAUCCAAGGGUGCUGCCGUCGCUCAAGUCGCUCCAGCAUCCAGCUUCAUGGGCGCUCUAGCUGCUGUGGCCGUGGCUUUGCUAUAG
Molecule: messenger RNA, 1311 nt
Organism: Huiozyma naganishii CBS 8797
Lineage: Eukaryota; Fungi; Ascomycota; Saccharomycetes; Saccharomycetales; Saccharomycetaceae
Gene: ECM33
Product: Ecm33p
Exons: 1
Coding region: 1-1311 (436 amino acids)
Biological process (GO): fungal-type cell wall organization
Cellular component (GO): fungal-type cell wall; plasma membrane
Source: RefSeq, a predicted model, not a curated record